UGUUGUGGGUAUUCCUACACGCAUGACAUGCACUUUCCCUUAGUUUCUUUUUCCUUAGAGAUUUCAACAACAGACUACCAUCAUGUGAAACUAAAUUAAUUGCAGCCAAAGUAAUCUUCCUGAAGCCAACCAACAAUGGAUCCACAAGAUGCAAAAAUGGCCAGAUUGAAGAGAAAACAUGCUAAGUUGAAUAGAGGAAGCAAUGAAAAGCAAAGGGAUAAAGAUUCAAAUAAAUCAUGCUUGACGUCGAGGAAUAUCAAUGGAUUAAAUUCAAGCGAUGUUAGGCUGUUCCAAUCACCAACCCUUCCUUCUCAAACAUCAUUUGCAUCAGGUGCAUCAACAUUAACUAACCCUACAGUGAGCAAUAUAUCAAGGGAAGGUUCCUCUAAAGUGGGAGGAAAGAAUAGGACUCCAUUAUCAACAAUUUCCAACGGUGUGUCGGUACAGUCCUCAAAUGUGGCAUCACAAGUAACAAACACCGUUAAGAAGGCACAAAAGACCAGAAUUGGAAGGAAAAGGAAAUACAAUCAACUUCCUGUGGCACAUUUGGAUUUCGAUUCGUUGCUCCAAGAUGUCGUCCCAAGAGAGCAGACAUCAUUCGGAGGGGUCAAUCAAAACAUUCGAAAUUUGGAUGAAUUUAGAGCUUCUAUCUACGUUGAUGCUGAGAUCACAGGAUGCUUGGAUUUGGGCUAUCCAGAAAUCCAGUGUAAAUGGUGCAAGGCUCAAGUUUGGAUAGAGGAAAGGGCAGAAAAGUCUAGACCACCGAAUGAUAGCACUGAGUUCUCCAUCUGUUGUCAAAAAGGGUUUGUUGAUAUUCCUCUCUUAGAAGAAACACCUAAACUGUUGGUAUCACUGCUCAAUGGGACUGAACCUAGAAGUAAGCACUACCAACAGAAUAUAAGGGCGUACAACAGUAUGUUUGCAUUUACAUCACUAGGAGGCAAGGUUUUUUCUAAGUUAAACAAUGGAAAUGGUCCGCCGCAAUUCAUAUUGAGUGGACAAAAUUACCAUAGAAUUGGUAGUCUCUUGCCUGAGCCCGGUACUACUCCAAAGUUUGCGCAGUUAUACAUAUAUGACACCCAAAAUGAAGUCCAAAAUAGAACAAGGGUUUUUGAGAGUGAAGGUGGUGAGGGAGGUUUUGAUCUUUCAUUAGUGGAGGAUCUUAAACAAAUGUUGGAUCAAUGUAACCCUCUAUGCAAAUCCUUUAGAAAGAUUCGUGACUUGGUUGACAAAGGAUCACCUCCAAAGAUGGCUUUAAGGUUGUUUCGCAAGAGGGAAAAAGAUUCAAGGAUGCAUAAUUUACCAACUGUGGAUGAAGUUGCAGGAUUGAUAGUCGGUGAUUAUGAUCUAUCCGAACAAGGAAGAGAUAUUAUAGUUGAUGAUGUGAGCAAAGGUUUAAGAAGGUUACAUGAGACACAUCCACUAUACAUGCCACUUCAGUAUCCCUUAGUAUUUCCUCGCGGUGAAAAUGGUUACGAGGAGGACAUCCCUUAUAGAGAGUGGGAAGAUGAAGAAAAGAAUAGAGGAUCAAAGGAAAGAGUUGCUAUUCGGGAAUUUAUAGCCUUUAGGAUUCAAGAAAGGGAGUGUGAAUUUGGAAACAUUAUGUACAGUAGAAGACUUCUCCAACAGUUUUCUGUUGAUUGUUACACAAUGAUUGAAGCACAAAGGCUUUCUUUCAUAAGAAACAAUCAAGGGAACAUUCGAUCAGAUCUUUUGAACGGACUACAAGAAGCAGUUGAAAGUGGAGAUACAGACCCCCGUAAUGCUGGACAGCGUGUUAUCCUGCCAGAUUCUUUCACAGGUUCACCAAGGUAUAUGUUUAAUAAUUGCCAAGAUGCCAUGGCAAUUUGUAAGAGAUUUGGAUACCCGGAUCUCUUCAUUACAUUUACGUGCAACUCAAGUUGGAGUGAAAUUAAGAAUUUUGUUGGAGAAAAGGGUCUUAGUGUUUCAGACAGGCCAGAUAUUAUUUCCCGAGUGUUUAAGAUGAAACUUGAUCAGAUGAUGACUGACUUCAAAAAAAAUGAAAUGUUUGGGAAAGUAACUGCAGGGAUGUACACUGUUGAGUUUCAAAAGAGGGGGCUUCCACAUGCACACAUUUUGUUGUGGUUAGAAGGGUCAAACAAAAUCCACACGACUAAGGACAUCGACAAGGUCAUAUCAGCGGAAAUACCACACCCAGACUUAUACCCAAAGUUGCAUUUGGCCGUUUCUACAUUUAUGAUGCAUGGUCCAUGUGGAAAGGCAAAUUCAGGUUCACCUUGCAUGAAAGGACCAAGAUGCUCCAAAUACUUCCCAAAGAAGUUUUUGUCCUCAACCACCAUAGAUGAGGAUGGCUUUCCUGUGUAUAAAAGAGUGGACAGUGGUUUGUCCGUCAUGAAGAAUGGAGUUCCUUUGGAUAAUAGGUAUGUUGUCCCGUAUAAUCCAACACUAUUGAUGCGAUACCAAGGUCAUGUUAACACAGAAUAUUGCAACAAAUCAAAUGCAAUUAAGUAUUUGUUCAAGUAUGUGAACAAAGGUCCCGAUAGAGCAAACCUACAGAUAAAAAACAAAUCGGGCGACAAAGAAGAUCCAGCACAGUUAGAUGAAAUCAAGAGGUAUUAUGAUUGUCGUUAUGUAUCCCCAUGUGAAGCUACAUGGAGAAUUUUCAUGUUCGAUAUUCAUCAAAAAUGGCCUCCUGUCAUGAGAUUAUCUUUGCAUUUGGAAGGUCAGCAAAGUGUUAGGUUCAAGGAAACACAAAACCUUAACAAAGUGGUUGACUAUCAUCAAUCAGUACCAACAAUGUUUCUUGCUUGGUUUGCUGCAAAUCAGUUGUAUGCAGAUGGAAGGGAUUUGACAUAUGCGGAAUACCCUUCAAAAUUCACUUACUUUCCAACAAAAAGGGUAUGGCAUCCCAGGAAAAAUGGUUUUCAAAUUGGUAGGCUCUCAUACAUUCCAGUCGGUUCAGGUGAACUGUAUUAUAUGCGCAUCUUAUUGACGAUCCAGAAGAGUUGCAUGGGGUAUGAUUGUAUCAAAACUGUCAACGGUAAGCUUUAUGAUACGUUCCAAGACGCCUGUUAUGCUAUUGGUUUGUUGUCGGAUGACAAAGAAUUCAUUGAUGGAAUUUUAGAAGCAUAUAGAACAGAGAGUGGGCAUAUGCUUCGGGUUUUGUUUGUCAGACUUUUGAACAUGAGCACUAUGCACAAGCUUGAUAAGGUGUGGGAUGCAACUUGGAAAAUGUUGGCUGAUGGAAUUCUAUAUGCAAGACGAAGGAAGUUGGAUAUUCCAGAUCUUCAAAUAUCUGAUUCUGUUUUGAAGAAUCUUUGCUUAAUUGAGUUAGAGAAGUUGUUGAGAUACAAUGGAAAGUCUUUGAAGGAUUAUAAAUCUCUACCGUAUCCGAUUCUCGAAGAGGUUUUAAAGAUGGAAAACAGAUUCAUUGCAGAUGAAUUGAACUAUGACAAAGACAAGCUCCGAGAGCUGCAUGAAUCACUUCUUGGGAAGUUGACAGAUGAGCAGCAUAGUGUUUAUUCUACUAUAAUGAAAUCGGUUGAGACCCAAGAUGGUCAGUUCUACUUUUUGUAUGGUUAUGGUGGAACUGGGAAGACCUUCAUGUGGAAGACUCUAUCUGCAGCUCUAAGAUCACAAGGGAAAAUUGUAAUAAAUGUUGCAUCUAGCGGCAUUGCGUCAUUAUUGUUGCCCGGAGGCAAAACUGCUCACUCUACCUUUUGUAUUCCACUGCAAAUAAAUGUGAAAUCAUCUUGCAAUAUAAAACAACAAGAUUUGAGAGCCAAGUUGCUAAGAGAAGCGAGUUUAUUUAUAUGGGAUGAGGCUCCUAUGAUGCAUAGAUUUUGUUUUGAGGCAUUUGAUCGUACCAUGCGCGAUUUGAUGAGAGGUGUAGAUAAGGAAAACUUGAACAGACCAUUUGGAGGUAAAGUUGUCGUAUUGGGUGGAGAUUUUAGGCAAAUAUUACCUGUGAUUAGACAAGCUAAUCGAUUUGAUAUAAUGAAGUCCACUAUCAACUCUUCUCUUCUUUGGCAUAGUUGCAAGGUUUUGAAGCUCACAAGGAACAUGAGGUUAGUUGAUGAUGGUACAAGUCCAAGUGCUAAUGAGAUUAGAGAUUUUGCAAACUGGAUUUUGAAAAUUGGUAAUGGUGAGAUGGAAGCUGACGAGGAUGGAGAAGGUCGCAUAGAUAUACCCGAAGAACUGUGCAUUCCUCCAUGUGAUAACCCUUUGCAAGAAUUGAUUGACUUUGUUUAUCCUAAUAUUGUCAACAACAUUGACAAUCAGCGGAUUUUUGAAGAAAAGGCAAUUUUGGCUCCAACGCUUGAUUGUGUUGAACAGGUUAAUGACUAUGUUUUGUCCUUGAUAGAAGGCAAAGAGAAACAUUAUCUCAGUUCUGAUACACCUUGCAAAUCUGAUGAGGAUUAUGAUAUUCAAGGAGAUUGGUGUACCACUGAGUUCCUCAAUGAUGUCAAAUGUUCUGGGAUACCGAACCAUCGGCUGACAUUGAAGGUUGGAGUUCCCAUCAUGCUUCUAAGAAACAUUGAUCAAGCAAAUGGUUUAUGCAAUGGAACACGCUUGCAAGUCAACCAUCUUGGGAAGAACAUUAUUACUGCCACUGUUAUCACUGGAAAGAGUAUAGGACAGAAGGUUUUAAUCCCAAGGAUGGAUUUGGUUCCAUCAGAUUCAGGGUUUCCAUUCAAAUUCUCAAGAAGGCAAUUCCCCGUUUCUUUAUGCUUUGCUAUGACAAUAAACAAAAGUCAAGGCCAAUCAUUGUCCAAAGUAGGUUUAUACUUACCUCGCCCGGUAUUCACACAUGGACAGUUGUAUGUGGCUGUGUCAAGAGUAACUACUAAGAAAGGUUUGAAAAUGUUAAUCCUGGAUGAAGAUGGUAUCCCUUGCACAUCAACUAUCAAUGUUGUUUAUCCAGAAGUAUUUGAUAAUUUGUAGGUUGAAUUGCUACAAGCGUUUUUUGAUGGAAACAUGACGUAGCGAAUCAUUGUCUUGAAGGGCUUAUAUUGAGAUAUAUGUUUGCUAUUGGGCUAUGCAGUUCAUUUUUGAUGUUUUUUUGAAGUCAUUCUAUGAUUGUAAUAUGCCAAUGAAGUUCUAAUUCAUAAAUUUGUGAUGGCAAUGGAUGUGGUUUAAUUUAUUAGUUGUUAUAGAUUAACUAUGUAUUUUAUUUUACAAAAAUGACGACGUAUGUUAUUCA
Messenger RNA from Medicago truncatula (barrel medic), 5185 nucleotides. RefSeq lists its product as uncharacterized. Gene Ontology annotation, biological process: telomere maintenance; DNA repair. The coding region runs from base 136 to 4926 and encodes 1596 amino acids. The record is from RefSeq and is a predicted model, not a curated record. Gene Ontology annotation, molecular function: DNA helicase activity. NCBI's taxonomy places the organism in Eukaryota, Viridiplantae, Streptophyta, Magnoliopsida, Fabales, Fabaceae. The transcript has 10 exons.